AUGGGUGACUGGAGCUUUCUAGGGCGGCUGCUGGAGAACGCUCAAGAACACUCCACUGUGAUCGGAAAGGUUUGGCUGACCGUCCUCUUCAUCUUUCGUAUCUUGGUGCUGGGCGCAGCGGCAGAAGAGGUUUGGGGAGACGAGCAGUCGGACUUCACCUGUAACACUCAGCAGCCCGGUUGCGAGAACGUCUGCUACGACGAGGCCUUUCCCAUCUCCCACAUCCGCUUCUGGGUGCUGCAGAUCAUCUUCGUCUCGACGCCCACGCUCAUUUACCUGGGGCAUGUGCUGCACAUCGUCCGCAUGGAGGAGAAGAGGAGGGAGAGGGAGGAGGAGGUCAGGAAGGCCGGACAACACCAGGAGGACCAUGACAACCUCUAUCACAACGGAGUGGGUGAUGGAGGAGGUGGGAAAAAGGAGAAGCCACCGAUUCGUGAUGAGCACGGGAAGAUCAGGAUCCGCGGGGCGUUACUGAGGACGUACAUCUUCAACAUCAUCUUCAAAACUCUGUUUGAGGUGGGCUUCAUCCUGGGACAGUACUUCCUGUACGGCUUCCACCUGAGGCCGCUCUACAAAUGUGGCCGCUGGCCCUGCCCCAAUACUGUGGACUGCUUCAUCUCCAGGCCCACUGAGAAGACCAUCUUCAUCAUCUUCAUGCUGGUGGUCGCCUGCGUCUCUCUGCUCCUCAACCUGCUGGAGAUCUACCACCUGGGCUGGAAGAAGGUCAAGCAGGGCGUCACCAACGAGUUUGUGUCCGACAGCGAGUCGCUGCUGCUGUGUGCGGGCGAGCGCGGACACGCAGAGACGAUACCUGGGCAGACCUCGCCGUCGGUGCUCGAGUGUGUGUCGGCGUACACCAGUGUGGGAGCGGCGGGGGGCGGAGCAGCUGCGGGAGGAGCCUACCGUCCAACAGAAGAAGCCUCCACAGGUUUGAACCCAAACAUGGCCGCCGAAUCUGUGCCGGCCGAGCUCAAGAUGGAUGGCGCCCCGUUCCACCCAGAUGACUUCCUGUUGGAGAGGCUGCCCACUUCCUUUUAUGGCAAUGGAGACACGGUGAGCGUUGGAAGCGGCGGGCAGCUGAGGGCGAUGGAGCAGAACUGGAGCAACAUGGCACUGGAGCUGCAGAAUCUGAAUGGAAAAGACUUCUUCUACCCUCCUCCUCCUCCAUCUCCUCCCACCUCGGCCUCCUCCUCCCCUCAGGGGGAGAUGACCCCACAGGAGCAACACUCCAUGUGUCCCACGCUUCCUCGCAAUACCCCUCUGUACCCCCUCAUGGUGCAGGAGAGGCCGCUGGACGAGGAAAACACUGUCGCCACAGCACCUUGGAUGGUCCCGCACGACGACUUCACCGUGGUCACCAGGGCGGAGAUGCAUCAGCCUCCAUGUGCUGCGGCGACAGACAUUCGGAAGCCAAGUCGGGCCGGCAAGAGCGGCUGCGCCCGAGCUCGCCCGGAUGACCUGGCAGUGUAG
Messenger RNA from Paralichthys olivaceus (Japanese flounder), 1470 nucleotides. Its product is annotated as gap junction alpha-3 protein-like. Gene Ontology annotation, molecular function: gap junction channel activity. Lineage: Eukaryota; Metazoa; Chordata; Actinopteri; Pleuronectiformes; Paralichthyidae. The record is from RefSeq and is a predicted model, not a curated record. Gene Ontology annotation, cellular component: connexin complex. Gene Ontology annotation, biological process: cell-cell signaling.